Messenger RNA from Darwinula stevensoni, 2201 nucleotides. The record is from the annotation of a GenBank genome assembly. NCBI's taxonomy places the organism in Eukaryota, Metazoa, Arthropoda, Ostracoda, Podocopida, Darwinulidae.
CUUUUUUUUUUUUUUUUUUAGAUGAUUUUGGUCUUCAUUCCACUGAAGGCCUUUAUCACACAAUGCAAAAUUGCCAGGUAGACAAAUGGGACAUAUCUGUUCAAGAAUCUCAUCUUGAACAUUCACAUGAACCUCAAUCUUUGUUGGGCAUGUUCAAUAACCUGUGAUUGGAAUGCAGAUACAAAGAACCAUGAUCAUUGUUCUGUCAGUUUCGAAGACAGAAGAACGUUCUUUACACCGAUACCACCGUUGGUUUGCAUGAAAGGAAGGCUUUCCAGGAGGAAGGGAAUUUCACUGGAAUGAUUUCACGCUUUUUGAGUGCUUAUAUGGGAUGAAUGCAGAUGAUUCAAUGACAGAAUCAAAUGGGGAUGUGGCUGUUACUGCCAUGGAGCAGGAGAAGGUGAACUGUGACAAAUCAGUGAUCAUCAGUGAAGGACACCCUGUGACAAUCUUGGUUCCAGGAAGGUUUCAUUCAUCGAAUAUUGAGGUUGAUGGAUUGGCAUCAAGAGAAAAAGUUUUUCAUGGUUGGAAGGAGGAUAUUCAGGCCUUGAAGCGUGAUGGAUGUGCUCCAGCAAGAGACAAUCCAGAGGAUGAGGAGGAAUGCCGAAAUAAAGAAAGACCUAUGUCUUGGGAGGGAACCCUCACUGAAGAUGAUCUCAAAAUCCUUCAGCAUGCCUCUCCUUAUGAAUCUCCUCAGCGAGAGUCAAUCCAGAGGGCCCAGCAAUGGGUGGAGGCAGUAAUGAGUGGCAGCAGCAACAGCAGCAGCCCAUUGCCUGGCUCACCUCUGUUGGGUCCAACACGGUAUCCACCCGCCCUUCUUUUUACGCCAGAUGGUUCACCUAUCCAUGGGCUCAGCAGGAAUAACUCAGAUGCCUCCCAACAUGGAGGAACGUCUUCCUCUCUCAGCUACUCAUCCACAAACCCCAGCCCCAUUCCUCAUUCUCCUGGUGAAGGGGAUCGUGAGAGUGAGGAGGCAUUCCUUUGUGGAUCUUCUGAGGUUUUGCCCAGCAGUAUCUCAAGGCAGCAAGUCAUCAACAGCCCAUGCCCUGUGUGUGGUGAUAGAAUCUCAGGCUUUCAUUAUGGGAUCUUCUCUUGUGAGAGCUGUAAGGGGUUUUUCAAGCGUACUGUGCAGAACAAAAAGAACUAUGUGUGCCUCCGAGGUGGAAAUUGCCCUGUUGGGGUUGCCACCAGGAAAAAGUGCCCUGCCUGCCGUUUCGACAAGUGCCUCAAGAAAGGGAUGAAAUUGGAAGCUAUUCGAGAGGAUCGAACGAGAGGUGGACGAAGCACAUACCAGUGCUCAUACAGUGUGCCAAAUCCCUCCUCAUCCUCUUCUGCACUUCUCUAUCCUGAAGAGGUUGAUAUGGAGGGCAAAAACAUUCCACUUCUUCUUCAGGAGAUCAUGUCCGUGGAGCACUUGUGGCAGAACCGCCUGGAGAUUGGUGAUGGGAAGGGAACACCUUCACCCUCACCUUCAUCCUCUUCUUCCAGGGACAGCCUUGAAGUCUUCUAUGACAUUGCAGACCACCGACUAUACAAAAUUGUCAAAUGGUGCAAGAGUCUUCCUCUUUUCCACUCUCUGCAGCUUUACAGUGGCACCCUCUAUCAGCUGUUUGAAAGCCAGAUCAGCCUUGCUUUUGAACUUCUUGGCAUUGACCAUCAAGGUGCUAUUGAAGUCAUUGAGCGGCUGCGAGUUGACCAGUACGAAUAUGCUGCCUUGAAGCUCAUCAUACUUCUCACUGCAGAUGUCCAUGGACUGAAGGAACCUGAAAAAGUCAGGGCUUCCCAAGAGAAAGUAUUGCAAGCAUUGCAACAGUACACGCUUCAGGUUUAUCCUCAUAUGCCAUCAAAAUUUGGAGAGCUGCUCCUUCGGCUUCCUGAGCUCCAGAGGACGUGCCAGGUUGGUAAGGAAAUGUUGACUCAACGAACGUCUUCAGGAGCAGAGGAUUCCAGUUUCAAUAUCCUGAUGGAACUCUUGCGAGGAGACCUGUGAGUACGCUUUGCUCAAAAUGGAAGGCAGCUGUCUCUAAAAUUCCAUAUUUCUCCCUCCGGUGACCGGUGACUUUUUCUCCUGUGAGUGCUUUUGGUCCCCCUUCUUCCCCCUUUUGUACGAAUGAGAGAAAAUGUGAGAUGUGAAUUUGACAAAGAUUUUUAAAGAAAAUUAUUGUCCUAACUUCAUAAUAAAAAAUGCAGCCAUGAAUCUA